AAACCAAGUAUGAAUAUACAUCUAGAAAAAACCAAGUAUUUAUAAGGCUUUGCUUUGUGAUCUAUGAUUUACAAGGAAAAAUCAGAGAGAGAGAGAGAUGGCAGACACUAAUAAUGGUGGCAAUGAUCGUUACAGUUACAGCAAAAACUCCAACUUUCAGAGAAAUGCUAUACAUUCAGCCAAAGAGCUGAUCAACAAAGCAAUAGCUGAGAAACUUGACAUGAACAUCCUUGCAUCUUCAAAGACCUUCCAAGUGGCAGAUUUGGGCUGUGCUACUGGACCCAAUACAUAUAUUUCAGUGCAAAAUAUUAUUGAUGCUGUGGAGCUCAAGUGUCAAAGUCAUGGAGCAGAAAUCUCUCAACUCCCUGAGUUCCAAGUCUUCUUUAACGAUCAUGCCUUGAAUGAUUUCAAUGAGGUUUUCAAAUCCCUUCCUCUUGAAAGGCGGUAUUUCGCAGCAGGAGUACCAGGGUCCUUCCAUGGCCGAAUAUUUCCAAGUGAGUCUCUCCAUUUUGUGCACUCUUCAUAUGCUCUCGAUCUUCUUUCUACAGUUCCAACAGAGGUGAUGGACAAAGAAUCUACUGCUUGGAACAAAGGCAGAAUAAACUAUUCGGAUUCUCCAGAUGAAGUUGUCAAGUGUUAUGAAGCUCAAUAUGCUAAAGAUAUGAAGAGCUUUCUCAAAGCUAGAGCAGAAGAGAUUGUCCUUGGAGGAUUAAUGGCCUUUAUCAUCCCUGCCCGCCCUGAUGGAACCACUCAUUCUGAAUCUUUUCUGAACAAGACAAUUACACUUCUGGGGUCUUGCCUCAUGGAUAUGGCAAACAAGGGUAAGAUCAGUCAUGAGAAACUAGACGCAUUUAACAUUCCAGCUUAUUUUGCAUCUCCUCUAGAGCUGGAAACAUUGGUGAAACAAAAUGGAUGUUUUAGCAUAGAGAUAAUGGAGAGCCAAGACCAAGUAAAGCCUCAACCCAAAGUGUUGUCUUCCACAUUAAGAGGGGGAAUGGGACAAUACAUAAAACUGUAUUUUGGUCUUCAAGAAGAGAUUGUAGACCAGCUCUUUGAUUUGUUUGUAAACAAACUUGAAGAACAGUCGUCCUUAAUCUUCGACUCAGGAAAUGCAAUCAAUCUAUUUGUUUUGCUUAAACGGGUAAUAUAACACGUUAAACAUUAAAAGCAAGAGAAUAUAUAAGGUGAUAUAUAUACCAGAAAUAAUGUUUGUUUUGUAAUAUUGGAUGUAAGAAAUGAUUUUGCUCUUUCUGUUUGAUUCAAUAAGUAGUUGCUUUAUUUGAUUUCUUUAAUCUUAUCAAUAAUAAUAUAUACUGUCUUUGAUCUUC
Molecule: messenger RNA, 1328 nt
Organism: Humulus lupulus (European hop)
Lineage: Eukaryota; Viridiplantae; Streptophyta; Magnoliopsida; Rosales; Cannabaceae
Product: loganic acid O-methyltransferase-like
Exons: 3
Coding region: 98-1150 (350 amino acids)
Biological process (GO): methylation
Molecular function (GO): S-adenosylmethionine-dependent methyltransferase activity
Source: RefSeq, a predicted model, not a curated record